This is a messenger RNA of Ricinus communis (castor bean), 2254 nucleotides long. Its product is annotated as ACT domain-containing protein ACR8. NCBI's taxonomy places the organism in Eukaryota, Viridiplantae, Streptophyta, Magnoliopsida, Malpighiales, Euphorbiaceae. The coding region runs from base 330 to 1760 and encodes 476 amino acids. The transcript is spliced from 6 exons. The record is from RefSeq and is a predicted model, not a curated record.
AUAUAAAGGGAGAGAGAGGAGAGUGUUAAGAGCAAGGCGUGCUUUUGCGCUUUUAGGGAGAGAGAGAUUUAAGUGAGAGAAAAUCGUAACUCUCGAGAGAAUACAAAGGAAAUAGAGUUUGGUAAGGGCUGUUAAUGGCGAUUUAGACAAAGAGGGAAAAAGAAUAUCAAGUGACCAUCAAGAGUUUCUUUGUGUUGUUGCAUUUAGUUUUUCCCUAACAACUUUCAGCUUGCUGGGUCUUUGAUUCACUGCUUACGAGGAGAGAAAUUUAUUCCUUUUACUGGUUUUGAAAUUUGAAGGAAGUGAAGUGAAGGAGGUAUUAUAAACAAAUGGAGUGGAGUGCUUAUCUAGAUGAGUAUGAAAAGCUUGUUAUAAGGAUGACCACUCCCAGGGUCGUCAUCGACAAUGGCGUUUGUCCCACUGCGACCGUUGUCAAGGUUGAUAGUGCCAGAAAACAUGGAAUUUUGCUUGAGGCUGUUCAAGUUCUUACGGAUCUUAACCUUUCAAUUAAAAAAGCUUACAUUUCUUCUGAUGGAAGAUGGUUCAUGGAUGUUUUUCAUGUGACUGAUAUAAAUGGAAAUAAAUUGACUGAUGAGAGCGUUAUUAACUACAUCGAGCAGGUAUUAUUAGCGUGCUUAAAUGCAAUUUACAUUAAUUUGUUGAUUUCAGGAAAUGGUUUUCUUGUGGAAACUGAAAAGUGUUUAAUGUAUGUUACUUUACAGUCACUUGGGACAAUUCACUAUGGCAGAACCCACGAUUUCAACGGUUUAACCGCAUUAGAACUCACCGGUACAGACCGGGUUGGCCUUUUGUCAGAGGUUUUUGCAGUGCUAGCUGACCUUCAAUGUGAUGUUGUAGAGGCUAAAGUUUGGACUCAUAAUGGUCGAAUUGCUUCUCUAAUUUAUGUAAAAGACUGCAAUUCAGGGUCCCCAAUUGAGGACUCUCAACAUAUUGAUAGAAUUGAGGCUCGUUUAAGGAAUGUUCUGAAGGGGGACAAUGACAUUAGGAGCGCAAAAACAUCGGUCUCUAUGGCAGUCACACACACAGAGAGAAGGUUGCAUCAAAUGAUGUUUGCUGAUAGGGACUAUGAAAGGAAGCCUAUUUUGCGGUUUAGUGCUGAUUCACCGGUGGUGACAGUGCAGAAUUGGGUGGAGAGGGGUUACUCAGUUGUUAAUGUUCAAUGCAAGGAUCGAAUGAAACUUUUGUUCGAUGUUGUUUGCACCUUGACAGACAUGGAAUAUGUUGUGUUUCAUGCUACAAUCAACACUGCAGGGGACAAAGCAUAUCUGGAAUUUUACAUUAAACACACAGAUGGAACCCCGAUUAGCUCAGAGCCUGAAAGGCAGCGGGUAAUUCAAUGCUUGCAAGCGGCAGUUGAGAGAAGAGCUUCUGAGGGUGUAAGGCUAGAAUUAUGCACGCCUGAUAGGCAAGGUCUUUUAGCAGAUGUGACGAGAACAUUUAGAGAGAAUGGCCUUAAUGUGACAAGGGCUGAGAUAUCAACCUCAACAAAAACGGCUACAAAUGUAUUCUACGUAACUGAUGCAAUUGGUAACCCUGCAGAUUCUAAGAUAAUUGAAUCUGUUCGUCAAAGAAUUGGAUUGAGUAAUUUAAAAGUGAAGGAAUUGCCACCAUUGAUGUACCAUCAAGAGGCAGAAAGGGAAGAGCAAGGUGUAGGAGUAGCAGGGACAGUGUUGUUAUCACUUGGAAGCCUAGUAAGAAAGAAUCUAUACAAUUUGGGAUUAAUCAGAUCAUACUCUUAAAAAAAGGUGCAAGUAAAAAACAAGAAUGGAUUAAGAGGAAGAAAAGAAAUUUGUUGAUGUCAUCUCUUGUUUGAGGUGGGUAUAUUCUUUGCUUCAUGUUUGGGAUGGUGUUUUGUUGUACAUAUGGAAAAAGGUGGGGAAUUUGGGUGAUGGUAGUAAUAUUAAGUAGUUGGUUAUAGUUGGGUUUGGUUGGUAGAAUAGAGGGAUAGAGAUACAGAUUGGAGAGGUUGCUCCACCAUAUUUUAUAACUUUUUGCAAAAAUAUUAUGAAAUGCAAGAAAGGAAGAAGAAAUGGGCAGCAAAAGGGGGAAAAGAAAAGGGGGUGGCAGUAUUGGUGGAGGGUUGUGAUAAAAAUUGGAUUUGUUGGUGGCAGAAUGGGAAGAAAAUUAGGUUGAAUUUGAAAACAAAAUGGCCGCUUCUUCAUAUACAGCACACAGUUUGUACAUAACGACAUCUUAAUAUAUUAAUGUUAAUGGUUGACUUGAUUAUUCUUUA